Ananas comosus (pineapple) is the source of this 2297-nucleotide messenger RNA. RefSeq names its product probable inorganic phosphate transporter 1-8. The transcript has 2 exons. The coding region runs from base 179 to 1804 and encodes 541 amino acids. The record is from RefSeq and is a predicted model, not a curated record. Gene Ontology annotation, biological process: transmembrane transport; phosphate ion transport. Lineage: Eukaryota; Viridiplantae; Streptophyta; Magnoliopsida; Poales; Bromeliaceae. Gene Ontology annotation, molecular function: phosphate transmembrane transporter activity. Gene Ontology annotation, cellular component: membrane.
CCCCUCGUUCCCCCUCCCCAUCUCUCUCUCUCUCUCUCUCUCUCUCUCUCUCUCUCUCUCAAAUACGAGUUAGGGUUUGGAUUAGGGUUUGGAUUUUAUCCUCCGACGCAUCGCGGUGAGAGAAAGAAGCAGAAGAGGAGAAGAGAGAGGAGGAGGAGGAGCAGCAGCAUCAGCAGCAAUGGCGAAGGAUCUCCAGGUUCUCAACGCGCUCGACCAAGCGAAGACGCAGCUGUACCACUUCACGGCGAUCGUGAUCGCGGGGAUGGGGUUCUUCACGGACGCCUACGACCUCUUCUGCAUCUCGCUCGUGACGAAGCUCCUGGGGCGCAUCUACUACUACGAGCCCAACUCCUCCACCCCCGGCAGCCUCCCCCCCAACGUGGCCGCCGCCGUCAACGGGGUCGCCUUCUGCGGCACGCUGUCCGGCCAGCUGUUCUUCGGGUGGCUCGGCGACAAGAUGGGCCGGAAGAGCGUGUACGGCAUGACGCUGAUGCUGAUGGUCAUCUGCUCCGUCGCCUCGGGGCUGUCCUUCGGGCACACGCCCAAGGGCGUCGUCGCCACCCUCUGCUUCUUCCGCUUCUGGCUCGGCUUCGGCAUCGGCGGCGACUACCCGCUGUCGGCCACCAUCAUGUCCGAGUACGCCAACAAGAAGACCCGCGGCGCCUUCAUCGCCGCCGUCUUCGCCAUGCAGGGCUUCGGCAUCCUGGCCGGCGGGAUCGUGACGCUCAUCAUCUCCGCCGCCUUCAAGGCCCGCUUCGACGCGCCCGCCUACCAGGACGACCCCGCGGGCUCCACCGUCUCGCAGGCCGACUACGUCUGGCGCAUCAUCCUGAUGCUCGGCGCCGCCCCCGCCCUGCUCACCUACUACUGGCGGAUGAAGAUGCCCGAGACCGCCCGCUACACGGCGCUGGUGGCCAAGAACGCCAAGCAGGCGGCCUCCGACAUGUCGAAGGUGCUGCAGGUGGACAUCGUGGAGGAGCCCGAGAAGGUGGAGGAGCUGGUCCGGAGCAGGGAGUUCGGGCUCUUCUCGCGCGAGUUCGUGCGCCGCCACGGGCUCCACCUGCUGGGCACCACGACGACGUGGUUCCUGCUGGACAUCGCCUUCUACAGCCAGAACCUCUUCCAGAAGGACAUCUUCUCGGCGAUCAACUGGAUCCCCAAGGCGAAGACGAUGAGCGCGCUCGAGGAGGUGUACAAGAUCUCGCGCGCGCAGACGCUCAUCGCGCUCUGCGGCACCGUCCCGGGCUACUGGGUCACCGUCCUCCUGAUCGACCGCAUCGGCCGCUUCACCAUCCAGCUCCUCGGCUUCUUCAUGAUGACCGUCUUCAUGCUCGGCCUCGCCGUGCCCUACCACCACUGGACCACGCCCGGCCACCACGCCGGCUUCCUCGUCAUGUACGCCUUCACCUUCUUCUUCGCCAACUUCGGCCCCAACAGCACCACCUUCAUCGUGCCCGCCGAGAUCUUCCCCGCCAGGCUGCGCUCCACCUGCCACGGCAUCUCCGCCGCUGCCGGCAAGGCCGGCGCCAUCGUCGGCGCCUUCGGCUUCCUCUACGCCGCGCAGAACCAGGACAAGGCGCUCGCCGACCCGGGCUACCCCGCCGGAAUUGGCGUCCGGAACUCCCUCUUCGUGCUCGCCGGGAUCAGCUUCCUGGGCCUGCUCUUCACCUUCCUCGUGCCCGAGUCCAAGGGCAAGUCGCUCGAGGAGAUGUCCGGCGAGAACGAGGACGAUGACGACACCGCCUCCGCCGCCCACAACGCCCCCGCCCCCGCCAGCAGCUACACCAGAACCGUUCCCGUCUAGAUCCGAUCCAUGAUGAUCAUCAUGCAUUAAUACCAUAUUAUAAAUGAUGAUAUCGCCUGUUGCAUGCACAGAGCAUCCAAAAUGCAAAAGAAGAAACAUUGCAUUUUAUCCUAAAUGGCAUUAGAGGAUAAAAUGUAUGUCUUUUUUUUAAAGCAAUACAUUUGGCAUGCAAGAGACAAAAGACAUUUUAGUGUUUUUUUUUUUUUUUUCGCUACUAUAUCCUUAGUUAUUAGUAGUAGGUGGUGGUGUUCAUGGGGAUCGAGGGUGAAGAUGAAGAGUUGGGUUGAAUUUAUUACUAAAGCUUAGUCACAGCUAUCUAUGAAGGAAGGGUAAGGGAAUAAUGCCGCAGAGAGAAAUCCACAACCAGUGUUGUGGAUGGCAUGGGAUGGUUUAUAUUUUCAAGUGUAUUCAAUUUCCUUUUCCCUGCUUUGUGUGUAAUUAGUUUUUGUCUCCUGUUUGGAAAAAAAAUAUAAUUAAUUGUCUCAUUUGUGUA